CCCGCAGUACUACACGCAACUGGAGAAGCAAGCGGGCUCCUCGCAGAAAAGAAACACUGGAUGGCUUGAUAUUAGAGCAAGAGGGCUUUAUUUUAAUAAAGAUAAGACGAAGGAAAAGCUCUCGAGAUAAGCGGCAACUUUGAGGAGCCGUUGGGAGAAAGCAGAGGACCCGAAAAUCACGACAGAAGGUGAGAAAAGACACAAAACAAAUCGUGGUUCGAGAGGUUCCCUCCUGGUUCAGAGACAAAAUGAGCUGGAGCUUCCUUACUCGUCUGUUGGACGAGAUUUCCAACCACUCCACCUUCGUGGGCAAAAUCUGGCUCACCCUCCUCAUUGUCUUUCGCAUUGUGCUGACCGCUGUUGGGGGCGAGUCAAUCUACUACGAUGAACAGAGUAAAUUUGUGUGUAACACGCAGCAACCCGGUUGUGAGAACGUGUGCUACGAUGCGUUUGCGCCGCUGUCACACAUUCGCUUCUGGGUGUUUCAGGUGAUUAUGAUCACCACCCCCACCGUCAUGUACCUGGGCUUUGCCAUGCAUAAGAUUGCACGCAUGGAGGACGAUGACUACCUGCCUCGGGGCAGGAAGAAGAUGCCGAUAGUGAGCCGUGGUGCAAACCGAGACUACGAAGAGGCGGAGGAUAAUGGGGAGGAGGACCCCAUGAUCCUGGAAGAGAUUGAGCCAGAUAAGGAGAAGGAAGUGACUGUUAAGCCCUGCAAAAAGCACGACGGACGGCGUCGCAUCAAGCGUGACGGCCUGAUGAAGGUCUACGUGUUUCAGCUCCUGUCGCGUGCCAUCUUUGAGGCUUCGUUCCUGUUUGGACAGUACGUCCUUUAUGGGCUGGAGGUGGUACCCUCGUAUGUAUGCACGCGCUCUCCUUGCCCGCACACCGUGGAUUGCUUUGUCUCACGCCCCACAGAGAAAACUAUCUUCCUGCUCAUUAUGUAUGGAGUCAGCGCCCUGUGUCUGCUCUUCACCUUGUUGGAGAUUCUUCACCUCGGCAUCAGUGGUAUUCGAGACUGCUUCUGCGCGCCCCGGCCUGCCACCCCCCGUCACCCAGCUCUGUCCAGCCAAAGGUCCUCGAUCUGCCGCCAGCCAUCGGCACCUCCGGGCUACAACACCGUUCUGAAGAAGGACCCAUCGGGAAAAAUUGGCUUCAGGGAUAAUCUGGGAGACUCGGGUCGUGAGUCGUUUGGGGACGAGACUUCAUCACGGGAGCUGGAGAGGCUGCGGAGACACCUGAAGCUGGCUCAGCAGCAUCUGGACAUGGCCUACCAGAAUGGGGAGAGCAGCCCGUCACGCAGCAGCAGCCCAGAGUCCAACGGCACCGCAGUCGAGCAGAACAGACUAAACUUUGCCCAGGAGAAGCAGAGCAGUACAUGUGAGAAAGGUCUGCGUGCAUAGGUUUUCAUCAGGCCAUCAGCUGACACUAUAGACCUAAAUUCACAUCAGGAUCAGUGAGAGGAAAAAAGGGAAUCAAAGUGUGUGUGUGUGUGUGUGUGUGUGUGAGAGAGAGAGAGAGAGAGAGAGAGAGAGAGAGAGAGAGAGUGAGUGACAUUUGCUUGAGGUGGAUGAAGUCAACCCAAGCCUUUCAGUGUUACGGCCAGUCAUCCAUGGUCGAACAUCGAAUCAAACGAGGAGGAGAGCGGUCGUCUCAACCCAGCAAUACUUGGGACGCCUGUCUGAAGAUCCAAAGUGCUUACAAACUACCGUCGUGCAGCAAGAACGAUUAAGGUUAACAUGUACUUCUCCCUCAGGGCAGCUAGUUUUUUUUUUUGUUUUUUUUUAUAUAUAUAUAUAAAAAAGAGACUUGGUUAGUCAUUUUCUAAGUGUUUGUCCUCUGUUGGAAGUUCAGUGAAUGCAUCUCAAGUUUGCCUUAGACCUAAACUGGAACUCUUUCUGGCAUUUUGUUAAGGCAUAACCAAGCCAGUUUUAGUAAAAAAAUAAAAGAUUUUGUACUUUGUGUGUGUGUGAGAUGCAAAAAAAAUGUUAAUGAGCAAGGCACCACUCGUAUAAGAAAGGUACUGCAAUUAUUAUGCUGAUGAAGACUUUUGAGGAGUUAAUUUUCAUACAAAGGUUUCUCUCAAGUGUGUCAUUUUUCUUUUUUCUUUUUCUUGUUUUGAAAAUGCACCAGUCAACUCUCAAGCCUGGUGCUUCGAUGGUAACUGGAACACACUUGGGGUGCCUUUGUCCAAAGGAAUAAACAAACCUGGGUAAUGCUUGAAAAACAUGUAACUCUUGAUAUUGUCUUGUAUUGUUUAAAACGUGUAUUUGAUACUGUUCUUUAUUUUUGUAUUAGUGAGUAUUGUGAUCUUGAAAAGAGGCUUUUGUCGCUGUGGCAGAUUUGUAUUUUAAAAGAAUGACAUUCACUGCUGUCUUAGUUCCCUGAAGCUUGUCCAUGGACGGGUGCAUUCUGAAACUGGUUUGGUACAACUGCAACAGUUUUAUUUAGUACAUUUAAAAAAAUUUAUAAUUUACGGCUUAUUUUGUUAUUUGCGCGUCGUCUCUGAACAGCAAACAUUCCAUUUAUCAGAAAUCCUUUAUUUGUCCCAUGAUGGGGAAAUGUACGUUGUUAGAGCAAGAGAGUAAAGUGGCGAGUACACAAUUAAAUAGAAUAAAAUACAGUAACAGUAAUAUAAAUACAGUCAUUGGAAUUACGUACAUACCUGGAUUAUUUUUUGGUCCAAUAAGAGAAAAUGCUCGUUACCUGCUGAAAGUGCGGAUGUUUGGAUAACUGUUCUCAAUGAGGGUUGUAAAACAAUGUAUUCAUUUCAAUGUGAAUUCAAUGCCUUGAACACGCUCUACUAAGAUGCCAUUUUUUGUCUUCUGAAUAAUACCCACAGUGCCAACUAGUGUCCACUCAAAUUGUCAUCUCAAGUUAUUUUUGAACAAUGCUUUUUGUACUUUUUAUACUUUUUUGUAUUGAUAGUACUUUUGGUUAGUUUUUUAAAUAAAUUUUGCAACAAAAGUUU
Cottoperca gobio is the source of this 2971-nucleotide messenger RNA. RefSeq names its product gap junction protein gamma 4b (gene gjc4b). Gene Ontology annotation, cellular component: connexin complex. Gene Ontology annotation, biological process: cell-cell signaling. Bases 249 to 1403 code for a protein of 384 amino acids. The record is from RefSeq and is a predicted model, not a curated record. The transcript has 3 exons. Gene Ontology annotation, molecular function: gap junction channel activity. Lineage: Eukaryota; Metazoa; Chordata; Actinopteri; Perciformes; Bovichtidae.